Phytomonas sp. EM1 is the source of this 1116-nucleotide messenger RNA. The record is from the annotation of a GenBank genome assembly. Lineage: Eukaryota; Euglenozoa; Kinetoplastea; Trypanosomatida; Trypanosomatidae.
AUGCACGAGGGCGAGGAGCCCCACGCGAAGGCCGACCUCCACUUCCGCCGCGACUGGUAUAGCAACGUCGCGACCUUCAUCGCGGGCGGCGUCGCGGGGGCGGCGAGUCGCACCCUCACCGCCCCGCUCGACCGCAUCAAAUUGAUUCUCCAGGAGGGGCAUCUCGUCGAGGCCUCCGGCAAGAGCGCGCGGCAUGGGUGCAAGCACCCCUCACUCUUUUACAUCGCCCGCAUGAUCAAGGCGGAUGGAGGGUGGCGGGCGUUCUGGAGAGGGAAUCUCGUUAACUGUCUUAAGGCGGGCCCGGAGUUCGCGAUUGUCUUUUCCCUACGUCGGUACUACUCCUCGCUUUAUGAAGACUACAUCGACCGCGAAACGGAGCGGAUCGAAGCCGCAUUCAAGCAAGCAGAGGAGAGUGGUCUUCUGAAGGGGGAAAUUAAUCGUCGUAGACUCGCUAUCGAAUCCGGUGCCUCCGUUUUCAUCCCACCGCUCAAUCACUUCAUCUGCCUCUCGCACGUCCCGCGUUUGGUAGUGAACUUUUUGAUCGGAGCGGGAGCCGGGAUUGGCGCGCAGAGCAUUCUCUACCCAAUGGAAGUGAUUAAAACUCGCGUGUGUGUUUCCAAAACUGGUGAGUUUAAGGGUGGGGUGAGGCAGAUUGCGAGGAGCGCGUAUCAGCAAGGAGGAACUAGGGAGUUUUACCGCGGCUUCGUGCCCAAUAUGGCUGGCAUUCUUAUCUAUCGUGGAUUGGAGAUGGGAUUGUACAGCAGCGCACAGCAAUGGAUCAUGAUUUAUCGCAUGCAGUGGCUGGGCAUGAGCCGGCACGAUUCGGCGCUGAGCACGGCUGAGAUCGCCCUCACGGGCUUGGUAGCGUCAGGGAUCUCACAAACGGUGUCCUACCCCCUUAAUGUAGUCCGGACACGUUUGCAAACACAAGGCUCAAACGGCCGGAAUCGGCACUACACAGGCAUGACAGACUGCUUUGUUAAGAUGGUCAGGAGCAAAGGGGUCUCUUCUCUUUUUAGUGGACUAACAGCUAAUUAUCUAAAGGCGAUCCCGGCAAGUACGAUAAUUUUUAUUGCAUUUGAGAAAAUGCAGCAACUGCUCUUGGGAGACGACUAA